GUCCGAGAGCGAGCGGCGCAGAGACGAGCGGACAGUGUGGAGGUCUCACGUCGCGCACGCAGCACACGGACAUUCUGCGACGUUCAGCGCGAAGGCGGCAACGGCACGUUGAGCGCAGCGAGUUUGAUCAGGGCGACGAACAUUUCAUCGAGCUACUCGUUUCUGUAACUCGGGGGGCGGGGGGGGAAGUUGUAAGUCGGGCUCGGAGGGACCCACCUCGGUGUGCGCGCACAGUGCAGGCGGUGGUCGGCGGUUGGUUCUGCAGGAAUGUCGCAGAAGGAGAGACCCGUGUUCUACCGACAGGAGGUCAACAAGACGAUAUGGGAGGUCCCGGAGCGGUACCAGAACCUGUCCCCGGUGGGCUCCGGCGCCUACGGAUCCGUGUGUUCUGCAUAUGAUAUGAAGAGUGGUUUGAAGAUCGCCGUGAAGAAGCUCUCCCGGCCGUUUCAGUCCAUCAUCCAUGCCAAGAGAACAUACAGAGAGCUGCGGUUGCUUAAGCACAUGAAACAUGAAAAUGUCAUUGGCCUCCUAGAUGCCUUUUCCCCGGCUACUUCUCUGAAGGAAUUCACCGAUGUGUAUCUCGUGACUCACCUGAUGGGGGCAGAUCUCAAUAACAUAGUGAAAUGUCAGAAGCUCACAGAUGACCACGUACAGUUCCUCAUAUACCAGAUCCUCCGAGGGUUAAAGUAUAUCCACUCAGCAGACAUCAUUCAUAGGGAUUUGAAGCCUAGUAACCUGGCAGUGAAUGAAGACUGUGAGCUGAAGGUCAGUGAACUGCUGCUGUCAUUUCAAACAACAGUUAAAUCUGAAUCCAACCACAAAUGUGAAUAUUUGCAAACAACUCUGCUUUUUUUCUUCUUUUCUUUUUCGCCGCUACACUUCUCUCAGAUUUUGGACUUUGGUUUGGCACGGCACACUGAUGAUGAGAUGACCGGGUACGUGGCCACCCGCUGGUAUCGAGCCCCAGAGAUCAUGUUGAACUGGAUGCAUUACAACAUGACAGUGGAUAUUUGGUCAGUGGGAUGUAUAAUGGCAGAACUCCUCACUGGACGAACCCUGUUUCCUGGUACUGACCACAUUGAUCAGUUGAAGCUAAUCUUGAUGCUCGUCGGAACACCAGAGCCCGAGCUCUUGAUGAAAAUAUCUUCAGAGUGUGCCAGGAACUACAUCAGCUCCUUGCCAAACAUGCCUAAGAGGAACUUUGCUGACGUUUUCAUUGGUGCCAACCCACAAGCUGUGGACCUUUUGGAGAAAAUGCUGGUUCUGGAUACGGACAAGCGAAUAACAGCAGCCGAGGCUCUGGCCCACUCGUACUUCGCUCAGUACCACGACCCAGACGACGAGCCUGAGGCUGAGCCUUAUGACCAGAGCUUUGAGAGCCGCGAGCUGGAGAUUGAAGAAUGGAAACGAUUAACCUACGAGGAGGUGAGCAACUUUGAGCCGCCCGUCUUCGAUGAGGAUGACAUGGAGUAGUGAGACGUGCCACCCGCAACCUCAGCAUCCAACAAAUUUGUAACAACCUCAAACAUGUGCAUUAGUGUUAAGCGAACUCUCAGACACUUGUAUUAGUGUGUUAAUCUUUAUUGAUCAGGAAAACAUUGUCCAUGAUUAGCCUUUGGAAGGAGAUCAUUGCCAGCGCAGGGAAAGCAAUAACUCGACCAGUUAUUAUGAUUCCCAAUCUUGAACCACUUAAGGUCUGAUGCUGGAAAAAGGCCCUUGUUGCCAAUAGGUGAGAUAAUUUUAUAUUCUUUAGAUAUUUGUAAAAUUUAGACUUUGAUGACUCAUCACUGUGACUCUGAGAUGCUGAAACACCUGGACCUACAGCUGUGCUAUUUUAUGUUUUAAAUUUUCUAUUGAGUAACUUAUGAAUAAGCUUUUGUAUCUAUCAAUCAAAAAAAAGAAUAUCAUGCUGGUCUGCCCACUCCCACUUCCACACUGUCACAUAUAGCACCAGGUCACAUGUAUUUGUAACAUGAGUUUUGGAUCAGUUAUCGCCAUGAUUGUUAUUGUAUUUAAAGAGUUAACUUUGAAGGGUGUCACAUCUGUGACAGUAGAUUUUACAGUUUUUAAAUUUAUAGAUAUGUGACAAACUGAGAAUGUGCUUUUGUUUAGUCACUGUCCUUUUAGUGCUCACCAACUGAAUUACACACAUUUUAUUGUUCGUAGUUUAGACGCCCUGUGAGACAUUUAUGCAUAUUUUGGCUACACAGACUAUCUGAGCCUCCACUGUUAAAGGACGGUGCUCUUCAUUGUGGCACCUGAAAUAAGCAAAAUAAAUAUUUAUGGGUAUCUGCUCUACCCAAAAAUAUGUAAAUAUCUGUGCCAUAUUUUUUUUUAAACUCUGAUUUAUUGUGGUUCAAUCACUUUUAGCAUGUACAGUGCAUUAGUUAAAGACUUUGUGUGCGUCUGCGAGAGUGUGUUGUUGGUUUACAGGAAUUUUAAAUGUCAUGCUGAAACAUUUAAUAGAAAUACUGCUUAAAUGUGUAAAAGAGGGAUUAUAGAUGUAUUUAUACUUUGUGGAGGUGGUAUUUAUAAACAAUAAUCAAUUGAUCCCUUAAACUAUUUUCAGUCCAGCAGAGUAACUACUAUCUUCAGUCAUUUGUUUAACAAAAUAAAGACUUAUUUUUAAGACAAUAAA
Molecule: messenger RNA, 2638 nt
Organism: Scophthalmus maximus (turbot)
Lineage: Eukaryota; Metazoa; Chordata; Actinopteri; Pleuronectiformes; Scophthalmidae
Gene: mapk14a
Product: mitogen-activated protein kinase 14a
Exons: 11
Coding region: 268-1473 (401 amino acids)
Biological process (GO): intracellular signal transduction; protein phosphorylation
Cellular component (GO): nucleus; cytoplasm
Molecular function (GO): ATP binding; MAP kinase activity
Source: RefSeq, a predicted model, not a curated record